UUCAGGUCUGUCCAGGACUACUUACUCCAGUAUAAAACUGAGAGCAGAAAUAUGAUCACAUACUAAGAAGUCUAAUCAAUUCUGGUUUCAACACUGAGCCUAUUUAAAAUAGAUAAUGGAAUUGCUGUUCCUUGUUCUGUUCUCUCUGCACAUUCUCAAGACAGAGGCAGUAGUUGGACACCAUUGGUGCUAUCUGUCACAGAAGAAAGAAGAGCCAACCUGUGAAGACCCUCGACAGUGGCAUAAAGUAGAUGCCAAAUGCAAAGGAAACAAACAGUCACCCAUCAAUAUCGUCACCAAAAAUGUCAUUUAUGACAAGAGCCUGACACCACUGCAUUUUGAGGAUUAUGAUGUGAAAGGGUCUUCAAAAUGGAAAAUAGAAAACAAUGGACAUACAGUUAAAGUAACACUGAGCACGAGCCCUAAAAUUAGAGGCGGAGGUCUGAAAAGAAGAUACAAGGCGGUAGAAUUUCAUCUGCACUGGGGAAUCCAAGAGGAACAGAUCUACUUUGCUGGGUCAGAGCACAGCAUAGAUGGAGAAAAACAAGCUAUGGAGCUUCAUAUUGUUCACAUAAGAGAAGAUGCUUUGGAUUUAACCGAUGCAAAGAACUAUGCAGACGGUAUAGCUGUGCUAGCAUUCUUUGUAAAGAUUGAUGAAGAAAAUAAAAACUAUGCAACUCUCAUAAGUGAAUUAGAUAAUAUUCCAGAGAAAGACACAACAUCACAGAUGGAGGCUUUGCCACUGAGUUCUCUUAUCCCACCGGUAAAUGAACUUGUGAAGUACUAUCGGUACGAGGGCUCCCUCACCACCCCUGACUGCCACGAGACGGUCAUCUGGACAGUGUUUGAGAAGCCAAUUCAACUCAGUUUAUUCCAGAUUUCCCAGUUCUCAAAAGUCCACUUUGGAGCGAAGAACUCAACAUACAUGUCUGAAAACUUUCGGCCUGCUCAGUUCCUGAAUGAUCGACAUGUGUACUGGUCCAGUGCCAGCAGCCUCCUGCCUCCUGCUAAGGUUUUAAUGUUGGCACUGAUCCUUCCGUACCUCCUGAAUUCUCUCUUCCAAUGAACAGUUCUCACUUCAAUCAAGGUUCUGGGCUUUCAUUCUGUUUUGUUUUUGUAUAAAGUAUUCCCUCUAACCACCAACUCCUUAAUUAUAUCUGAAUACCGAAUAUUCUCUCCUCCUCCUUCAUACACUAACCAACAACUUCUAUUGCUGCUCCUAUAUAAAAUGAAUCCAUGGCACUAAAUUAUAUGAACUCUAAGGAACUGUAAAAUUAAACUAUGAAGAUUCACAUUUAAAAAACACUUAAAGAAAACAUUAGGAAGGAUUAUCAGCGAUCCUGUAGUUUUAAAACAACAGUGGAAGGACACUUGGCAAAUUAUAUGGAGGAGUUUCAGGAGGAAUCUCUUCUUAAGUGCCUACAAGGGUUUCUGUUUUUUUUAGUGGACUAUGUUUACAUUCAACACUGCGAGUCAGGAAGACAAACAGCUGGAGGAAUCCUUAUUACAUCUACACUGUCCUACAUGAAGGUAAAAUACAGAGCAUAAAGAUGCUCAACGGAAUUGAACAACACCUCGGUCAUUUCAUCCAGUGAAUGACAUGUGACAAACUCAUCUGUACUAAUACAUUUUUCCCCCUUCUUCUUUCGGAGUACCUAAAAAGUUAACUCUUAGGUAAAGAUACUGCAUUACUUCAAUCCAACCUACUGAUUCUGCAUAUCAAAUUUCUCUGCUAAAUCUAUUUCUUCAGCCCAGUAUGACAUCCUAUUCCAGGAUGCCCAUGGCAGAUGUGAUGUGCCAUAAAGGAAAAGAGAAGCUUGUUCACAUACUCAAACUGCACAUCUGCAGCAAUUCCGUCUUUGUAGGGCUGUUAGGAGCAUGAAACAUUCAAGAUCCUUUACAGUUUUCAUUUCUAUAAUGAAAAUCUUCCAUAACAGUUCAAGGAAUGGCUCCUUCCAUUAUCGCUAUUUUAGAAACAUUUCAAUUUCAGUUUGAACGUUUCAGAGUGAAUAUUCCCACAAUUUUUAAAAGAAUAACAUACCUUCAGAAUAUUCAUGUAUGGUUAACAUUCAUAGUUUCAGGAAGAAGAUUGCAAUUGGAAUUGAUAUCUUCAGAUCUUACCCAGUUACCACACUCAACAUACUGGGGGCAGGAGUGGGAUUUCCUUGCACUGUUCCAGUUCUCUCUCUGAAGACAGACAAUACUGACUGCUUUCUCCAGCUAUGCCACACACAUUGCAGCUGCUUUGAGGAGUUUAGAUUUUGGCCAUCCCAAGAUACCAUUUCAUUCUAGAGGAUACCUACUCUUUCUUUAGGGCAAUGUUUGCAAGGAUGACCCUACACUAUGGCUACAGUCAUAUUCAGGAAGAUAUGACAGUGUGACUGACUGCACAUCACCAAAGGAGAAAAGUUAUUUUCAUAUUUAACGAUCAAUAAUAUGAGCUUUAAAAAACAAAACAUGGAAAAGCCAAUUUAUCUUGUUACAUUUAGAAGAAUGGUUAAGAGUUUAGCUGUAUUUUUAAGUAACAGAAAUCCUUCAGAGAAGCAAACAUAAAAGAAGGAUUAAAGCUGAACAGACAUACUAUA
Molecule: messenger RNA, 2585 nt
Organism: Coturnix japonica (Japanese quail)
Lineage: Eukaryota; Metazoa; Chordata; Aves; Galliformes; Phasianidae
Gene: CA4
Product: carbonic anhydrase 4
Cellular component (GO): plasma membrane
Molecular function (GO): carbonate dehydratase activity; zinc ion binding
Source: RefSeq, a predicted model, not a curated record